Messenger RNA from Scylla paramamosain (green mud crab), 1172 nucleotides. RefSeq lists its product as uncharacterized. The coding region runs from base 1 to 924 and encodes 307 amino acids. NCBI's taxonomy places the organism in Eukaryota, Metazoa, Arthropoda, Malacostraca, Decapoda, Portunidae. The transcript is spliced from 2 exons. The record is from RefSeq and is a predicted model, not a curated record.
AUGCUCUUGCCACCCUCGGAUCAUGGCCAGGAUUCCAGCCAGUGCACCAGAAGACCCCUUUCUUCCAAAAGCGGUGGUGGUAGUAGUAGUGGUAGUACCAGUACCAGCUGUAGAUAUUGUUGUUGUUCUUGUAGCAGCAGUAAUAGAGCUAACAGCACCUCUCUCCUCCCCACACAACAGAGGGUUCUGUUCGCCUGUGCUGGCGUGGUGCUUCUGGUGGGCGUGUGCUGUGGGGCGCCCGACCUGUCCUCCCACUCCUCCUUCAGCAACGGUAACGGAAGGAACGGCCACGGAGGAAACGGAGGCAACGGAGGAAACGGGGGUGGAUAUGGAAGCAACGGAGGAAACAACGGUUUUGGCAGCAACGGCAGCAACGGAGGCUACGGCGGUUCCACCGGUGGGUUGAACGGUGGUUCCAACGGCGGCUACGGAAGCAACGGAGGAAAUGGAAUAAACGGAGGAGGAAACGGAGGUUAUGGCAAUAAUGGAGGAAACAAUGGAGGAUAUGGAAGCAAUGGGGGAAGCAACGGAAGAACAGCCACAGGUUUUGCUGUCUUUAACCUCGGGGCGCCUCUGAGCAGCGGUUCCAACGGCGGCUACGGCAGUUCCAACGGUGGCUCUAACGGAGGCUACGCUGGUUCCAACGGCGGUUCCAAUGGUGGUUUCAACGGUGGUUCCAACGGCGGCUAUGGUGGUUCCAAUGGUGGUUUCAACGGCGGUUCCAACGGCGGCUUUGGUGGUUCCAAUGUUGGUUUCAACGGUGGUUCCAACGGCGGCUAUGGUGGUUCCAAUGGUGCUUUCAACGGCGGUUCCAACGGCGGCUUUAGUGGUUCCAAUGGUGGUACCAACGGUGUUUCCAACGGUGGCUAUGGUGGUUCCAAUGGUGGUACCAACGGUGGUUUGAGCGGAGGAUAUGGCAAGUAAAACAAAUGAUCCUGAAUAACAAACAGGUAACAGGAAGAAGAAUGACGAAAAAUAAUGUAACCCCCCCCCCCUCUCUCUCUCUCUCUCUCUCUCUCUCUCUCUCUCUCUCUCUCUCUCUCUCUCUCUGUCUCUCUCUCCCCCCCCACGUGUAUGUUUCUGUGUGUACGCUCUUGCGUGUGCACCAAGGCCAGCCGUGUAACCAUUACAGAAGGCGAAGAUGAGUCAAUAUUAAAAUGAUCAACAAAAAG